AUGGUGUCUUUAGACGAGAAGGAAGGCCCGAGUCCCAAAAUAGGUCCUGACCACCAGGCGGAAAUUCUUUCAAAUUCAGACCAGCUUUCACUUCAAAUGCAUCCUGCUUAUUCAGAAGAAGAUGUGUAUGAUGAAUCACUUUCUCCUUCAAUUUGUUUACCCAUCUCAGUCACAUGGAGUGAAGCUGAUGCAGAAAGUUUCGUACUCGGUUUGUUUAUUUUUGGGAAGAAUUUUACUCUGAUAAAAAAGUUCUUAGAGAACAAAGGGAUGGGAGAAAUACUCUCAUUUUACUAUGGAAACUUUUACAAGUCGGAUGGAUAUCAUAGAUGGUCGGAGUGCAGGAAGUUAAAAGGGAGAAAGCGUAUGAUAGCGAAGAGACUUUCUACUAAAAUGAGGCAAAAUGAUCUAUUGUCUCGCUUGAAUCCUCAUGUCUCCAAAGAAUCACAAGAUACUUUGUCCCAGGUUUCUAAGUCAUAUAUGAAGGGAAGAACUUGUCUAGAAAAAUACAUAUCUUCUAUGAAGUCUAUUGUUGGACUUGGCGUUCUUGCGGAAGCAGUAGGUAUUGGUAAGGAGAACGGAGUCAUUACUCGGUUUGAUUUGGAACCUAGGAAGAGCAGUUGUGAGGAAAUUUCUGCACCAGCUUGCAAAGCUUUGUCUUCUCUUGGACCGGAUGAAAUAAUACGAUCUUUGACAGGAGGAUGUCGGCUGAACAAAACCAGACGUAAUGAGCUUUUCUGGGAAGCUGUUUGGCCCCGCUUACUGGCAAGAGGUUGGCACUCUGAGCUGCCAAAGAAUCAAGAUUAUCUAGUUUUUCUUAUUCCCGGCGUUUACAAGUUUUCUUGGAGAAAACAUUUGAAAGGGCAACAUUACUUUGAUUCUGUUAAGGAUGUCUUGAGCAAAGUAGUAGCUGAACCAAAUAUUAUUGUGCUUGAAGAAGAAUUUGAAGAAGGAGGAUCAAACGAAGAUGAUUUCUCUGAUGAUCAUCUUCAAUGUUACCUCAAGCCUCGAUCUUCUACAAGUUUGGUGCAUAGCGGAAAGCCGUUAGAUAUAAGGGAAAUGAAAUAUGUUCCGUCUAAUAAAGUGCAUAUAGUUGAGGUAGAUGUAGAUGGUAAAAGAUAUAAAGGGAACACAUAUAGUAGGAGAGUAAACCAUAGCAAGGAUAUGCUUAAAAGCAUUACACAGAGAUCAACAAAGUUAUCAUCUAUUGAUACCAAUAGACUUCCUGAAAGAAAACUAUUGAAGGUGAAACAAAAGAGAUAUCCGCCUGUUGAAUUGAAAGAUGCUUCUACGAUGACUACCAAUCUUCUAAGUGAUAGUAAUGGUGGCUCUUCAAUUGAUGAUUCAACAAGGAUGGUGGUAUCUAAGAUUCUGAUAUAUGGCAGAAAGAAAACUGAUAGUUUCUUUGGUGUAUCUAACAGUGGAGUCUCCGAUAAAAAAGAACCACAUGAUGAUAAUCAUGAUAAUGACGUAAACAAGAUGGUCGAAAGCCAGAAAAAUCAACACACCUGCUUGUUUGAUGAUAGUCAACUGAAGAGGAUCAUAAAGCAUCAUCAGUUCAAUUGGAGUGUAAGAUCAGGUGAUUCUAAUCAAGCCGCAGUUCCUACCAAAAGGAGGAGGUUGACUGCUUGUGCCAAGGCAGAGAAUAACCGCGUCAUUCAGAAUUUUUCAGGAGGUUUGGGAUCAGAUAAAGCUAGCUUUCUAGAUGCUAACCAAAAUGUUUGUGAUCCAGUUAGCCACCAGCAUAAUGGAAGUUCAACGGCUUCAUCAGAAGACAGAAGUAGCAGUCGCAACGACAGUUUUCAAUGCACAAGUGUUUCUUGUGUUGAAAUUGAGAAAUCUGUGUCUUUCACCUUCCGCAUACAGGCUGAUGUAAAUCCAAAGAGACAAAGCAGCAGAAACAGCAAAUUGACAGUUAAAGCAUUCGAAAGUUUAGCAAAUGAAUUCUGGCAUGUGGCAAAGAGACAGAAAAAGGAUGACAUUCCGACACACAUAGAUAUUUUCCAUCCUUGCCGCAAGGCUCGCACAAGAGGCAAAACAAGGCCGCGUCGUAACAUUGUUUUUCAACAUUUAAAUGGAGAUGGAAGUGUUAGCUAA
Messenger RNA from Lathyrus sativus (Indian pea), 2094 nucleotides. NCBI's taxonomy places the organism in Eukaryota, Viridiplantae, Streptophyta, Magnoliopsida, Fabales, Fabaceae. The record is from the annotation of a GenBank genome assembly.